AUAGAGUGAAAGUGAUUGAGACCUUCAUUGAAGCUCCUCCUACAACAAUCCACCAAUAAAUGCUGGAGUCAAACACACAGAGAAAUCACUCCAUGUGUGACAACUGAAAUCUUCAUCACAUAAUGUUGAUGCUGGUGAAAGAGGAACUUGAGAAGAUGACAGAUCCACAACCAUGCAGAAUAAAGGAUGAAGAUACUGAGGAACAAAUAGAUAUGAUUGGAAUAAACACGGAUCAUCGACUUGAACUUAAUGAAGUGGAUGAGAAACAUCAGAUUGUAAAAAUAAACCAUAAUGUUUCACAGAAAGAAACUCUAAAGACAGAAGACAUAAAGUGUGAAAAUAGUUUCAGAGAAGAUGAAUGCCCUGAAGAUCACAAGAGGACUCAUAGUGAGGAGAAACCUUUAACAUGUCAACAGUGUGGAAAGAGUUUCAGAAGAAAAGAGAAUCUUAAUGCACACAUGAUGAUUCACACUGGAGAGAAACGACACGUGUGCCAUCAGUGUGGAAAGAGUUUUACAACUGCAGGUAACCUUAAGAUACACGCGAGGAUUCACACUGGAGAGAAACCUUACACUUGUCAUCAAUGUGGAAAGAGUUUCUCUGUUGAACGUUACCUUAAAAUACAUGCAAGAAUUCACACAGGAGAGAAACCUUACACUUGUCAUCAAUGUGGAAAGAGUUUCUCUUUUGAAAGUAACCUUAAGGUACAUGCAAAGAUUCACACAGGAGAGAAACCAUUUGUGUGCCAUCACUGUGAAAAGAGUUUUAAAACUGCAGGUGAACUUAAGAUACACAUGCGGUCUCACACCGGAGAGAAACCACAUCUGUGCCAUCACUGUGAAAAGAGUUUUAAAACUGCAGGUGAACUUAAGACACAUUUGAGAAGUCACACCGGAGAGAAACCUUACACUUGUCAACAAUGUGGAAAGAGUUUCUCUGAUGAAAGUAACCUUAAGGUACAUGCAAGAAUUCACACCGGAGAGAAACCUUACACUUGUCAUCAAUGUGGAAUGAGUUACUUUGCUAAAAGUUACCUUAAAAUACAUGCAAGAAUUCACACUGGAGAAAAACCUUACAGAUGCCAUGAGUGUGAAAAAUGUUUCAGAACAAGAAGUAGCCUGAUAACACACAUGAAAAUUCACAAAGCAGAGAAACUUCACACGUGUCUUCAGUGUGGAAAGUGUUUCAGUUUGGAGAGUCACCUUAAGAGACACAUGAUGAUUCACAGUGAAAAGAAACCUCACGCAUGUUCUCAGUGUGAAAAGAGUUUCAGAGAUAAGUGUGAUCUUGAGAUUCACAUGAGAAGACACACUGGAGUGAAACCUUACAUAUGUCUUCAGUGUGAAAAAAGUUAUAUAAGUGAAAAAAACCUUAAGACACACAUGAAAGUUCACACUGAAGGAAAACCGUUCACUUGUCAACACUGUGGAAAGAGUUUUACAGUAAAGGGUACUCUUAACACACACAUGAGAAUCCACACUCGAUAGAAAUCAUUCAUGUGUCAACAGUGUGGAUAUGACAACAAAGAUUAGAAAUCAGCUGAGGUCUUAAUAAAACUGUGCGUAGGAUCCUUACUAAAAGUCUACAUGCGCACAAAUGCCCAAGAUGUCUGUACUUGUGUUCUUGUAGACUUGUAAAACGCCAUCAGUCACGGCCCAAGUACUGCUUCAAUUCCAACUUUGCAUCGUGCCAAGUUCAAAUAACAUCCCUGGAUGUGUUCUUGAUCAGCUUAUUUUAUCGAGGAUGCAUCAGGAGGUGACGUGUGUGGACUAAUGACGGCCAAGUUUCCCAGAAUGCAUUUUGCAUCAAGGGCAAUGAAGCUUAAAACCUGCAAAAGAUUUGAAAUAUUACUCUUUCUGUGUCAUUAAAUGUAGCCGUUUAGUCGGGAUAUAGAUAUGAAUAAAUCUUUAAAUCUGUCGUCAGUUAGUAAAGAUAGUGCCUAUAUAUUAAAAGAUUUUGAAUAUUUGAGAUCAAGGUGAUCAGCAGGCGGUCAGCGCUGUGUACACUGCCGAGGGCAGCCUUAUUUUGUCAAGUCCUUCUAAAAUGUGCCGCUAGCUCAGUGCAGCUGCUCUGCCCUUCAGUGUCUGAUGAUCAAACGUUUCCUGUAGUUUUUCACCAGGUUUGCACACACUGCGGGACGGAUUUUGGCCACUCCUCCACACAGAUCUUCUAUAGAUCAGUCAGGUUUCUGGUCUGUCGCUGAGAAACACGGAGUUUGAGCUCCCUCCAAAGAUUCUUUAUUGGGUUUAGGUCUGGAGACUGGCUAGGCCACGCCAGCACUUUGAUAUGCUUCUUACAGAGCCACUCCUUGGUUACCCUGGCUGUGUGCUUCGGGUCAUUGUCAUGUUGGAAGACCCAGCCUUGACCCAUUUUCAAUGCUCUAAAUGAGGGAAGGAGGUAGUUCCCCAAAAUCUCGCAAUACAUGGCCCCGGUCGUCCUCUCCUUAAUACAGUGCAGUCGCUUGUCCCAUGUGUAGAAAAACACCCCCAAAGAAUGAUGCUACCACCCCCAUGCUUCACAGUAGGGAUGGUGUUCUUGGGAUGGUACUCAUCAUUCUUCUUCCUCCAAAUACGUUUACUGGAAUUAUGACCAAAAAGUUAUAUUUUGGUCUCAUCUGACCACAUGACUUUCUCACAUGACUCCUCAGGAUCAUCCAAAUGGUCAUUGGCAAACUUAAGACGGGCCUGGACAUGUGCUGGUUUAAGCAGGGGAACCUUCCGUGCCAUGCAUGAUUUCAAACCAUGACGUCUUAGUGUAUUACCAACAGUAACCUUGGAAGCGGUGGUCCCAGCUCUUUUCAGGUCAUUGACCAGCUUCUCCCGUGUAGUUCUGGGCUGAUUUCCCACCUUUCUUAGGAUCAUUAAGACCCCACGAGGUAGGGCUGGGCGGUAUGACGGUAAAUUCCGUUGCCGCGGAAUCAGGGUCCGAAAUUAACACCCGCCAAGCGCCAAAUGCGGGUAGAUUUUCCGUUUGGCGACUAAAUUCAAAAGGCUACCCGCCACACUGGCGGGUGAUUUUCAUACCAAAAUAAUAAUGCAACAUAAUGUGUUUGCCAGUAACUAAUCUGGGAAUGAGGUGAGCUAGCCACAGAACGUCUCUACGCUCCAAGUCUCACACUAGAGACGGUUUGUUUCUAGCUACUGCAGGUAACUUGCGGUCUGCAUCCCCGCCCUGCCCGUCGGGCUAUCUUGACUUAUAGGGAGGAAACAAUAUAUUUAAAUGUUUAUGCAUUCUUUCACAGAUUUGGAUGGGUAAUAAUGGUGUAGGAAAUUCAGGCAUUUGGGUAUUUAAAUUACGUUUGAGCGCGCGCUCGAGUUUUACUUUCACUUUCGCGCGAAAAGACGCAGUACAAGAAGCAAUCCGUCAUGAUUUGUCAUGAAUUCGUUGCGCAAAUCCUCCAACUUCGUCCUGUCAGUCAUUACUAUCCUCACGUAAGAAAAUUAAAUCUCUUGCAGCAAGCUUUAAAGUGAUAUAGAUUGUACGGGCAGUGAAGAGAGUGACUUUGUGCAGAAUCUCUCUUAAAGCGACAGUAGCCCCUGUUUUUCUGAUCGAAAAAAUUAUCCAAUCUGUAACUGGAUGAUCCAAACUGUGGGUUUUGUGACCCACUAAACCACUUUUAAAUGGUGAGUAUAUCUGGUGUGGGGAUGAGCAGGAAAA
Messenger RNA from Misgurnus anguillicaudatus (oriental weatherfish), 3657 nucleotides. The record is from RefSeq and is a predicted model, not a curated record. NCBI's taxonomy places the organism in Eukaryota, Metazoa, Chordata, Actinopteri, Cypriniformes, Cobitidae.